AUGCCUGAGCCGUAUGAGGUUACGGACAGCACAGACUGGCUGCCCACACCUCUGGCCGCACUUGCGCCACUAGACUCCUCUCUAAGAUGCCGGGUGUGCAAGGACUUCUUUACAACGCCGAUGAUGACCAGUUGCUCUCACACAUUCUGCAGUCUAUGUAUACGGAGGUACUUGUCACAAGAAGGCCGAUGCCCAGCAUGCCGAGAAUCUGACCAAGAAGUCAAGCUGCGUCGAAACUGGGUAGUGGAAGAACUGGUCGCUAAUUUUACCGCCUCACGAAAGGGCCUUCUCACUUUCGCCACGGACGCAGCGGUAUCGAGAUCCGAACUGCAGGCAGCAGAUUCUGAAAGACCUAGGAAGAGGAGGAGAAUCGUGACUCAGACUACAACUAACGGCGUGGGGAGACGGAGUACCCGAAGUCAAACGAAAAAGAAUGCGGAAGGCGCAAGCCAGCAAAGUGCGCCGUCUACCCAAGUCACAAUUGAGGAUAGCGAGGAAGGAAGCGUUUAUGAGGACGACGACGACGUCCCCAAGAGCCCACACUUCAAAGCUGAUAAUGAGGAGCCGAACGACGGACUGGUCGCGUGCCCGUGCUGCCACAGAAGGAUGAAGGAGACAUUGAUCAAUGCACACCUGGAUAAAUGUGUAAUGGGAGAGAGUACCACUCCAAUUGACAGUGGAUCAUCGCCCGCGCCGCCUACGAGGGCGCAAAACGCGACCCCCGUAACGCUAGCCUACACUCAGCAAAAGCCAUUGAAGCAGAAUGACCGGUUACCGUUUAUCAACUAUAAUCUCCUCGCUGAGACCGGGUUGCGGAAGAAGUUGAGAGAUCUCGGGAUCCCAAGUCACGGAUCGAAAGAGCUGAUGCGCAAAAGGCAUACCGAGUGGGUGAACCUCUGGAAUGCAAACUGUGAUUCUUCCAAUCCUGUCACAAAGAGACAAUUACUUUCGGAUUUGCGGGUGUGGGAGGAUACAUUGGGACGGCAGAUGGAGAAGCCGCCCAAUACUGGAUUUAUGUCCAAAGACUUUGAUCGGGACUCUCAUGUCAAGAGCCAGAAAAGCAAUUUUGAUGAGUUGAUCAAGCAGGCCCGACAGAGAGUGUCUGCAACUAAAGAGAAGGCGCCAGAGACGGCACCGAAUGGAGCUGUGCCACUGGUCACGGCAUCAGGACCAGGAUCAGUCUCUGUACCAGCGGAAGGUGACCCGGCGGCAGCUGCCUCCCUCCAUCAAUUAGUUGAAUCGGAGCAAGUGCCUGCGGAUUCCGAAGUUGUUAUGUUUGGAAACGCUGAGCAGCAGCAGGAUCCAGAUGCAAAGGCUACUGGCCUGUCGAAGUCUCUGAACGAGGCCUCUGAGCCGCCGGAAGAAGGCGGUCUAGAGGUAAGAAUGGAUCCGCUGGAGGUCGUCCAAAAGCCAGCUACUGGCCGUUUCUUUAACUGA
Molecule: messenger RNA, 1437 nt
Organism: Exophiala spinifera
Lineage: Eukaryota; Fungi; Ascomycota; Eurotiomycetes; Chaetothyriales; Herpotrichiellaceae
Product: DNA repair protein rad18
Exons: 1
Coding region: 1-1437 (478 amino acids)
Biological process (GO): protein monoubiquitination; DNA damage tolerance
Cellular component (GO): Rad6-Rad18 complex; nucleus
Molecular function (GO): ubiquitin protein ligase activity; single-stranded DNA binding
Source: RefSeq, a predicted model, not a curated record